Molecule: messenger RNA, 1371 nt
Organism: Penicillium egyptiacum
Lineage: Eukaryota; Fungi; Ascomycota; Eurotiomycetes; Eurotiales; Aspergillaceae
Source: the annotation of a GenBank genome assembly
AUGGCUUUCAAAUUUUAUGCUCUGUUAUUCGCUCUGAUGCCCUCCAUCCAAGCCAUACAAGUCGCAAACUUGAAUGUCUCUGAAGGUAUUGCUAGCAAAUACAGUUGUGACUCAACCUGCUACAAGAAUUUUCAGGAAGGUAUAGCUGCAGAUGCCGCUUCCUACGGCGCAAUUUAUGACGCGGGUUUCUACGAGACCGCCCAUAACUUUUCCAGCUCGAAGCCCGGCGAUGCGCUCAAAUUAGAGCCAGUCAAUGCCACUCUUCUCCACAAUAUCCCUAAGGGAACUACUGCCUACAGGUUCCAAUAUGUGUCAAAGGAUCUCGAUGGCAAGAAGAUCCCAGUUACGGGUUUCAUUGCUUUCCCUUACGCCAGCAGGUUGAACGGCCAUGUAUACCCUGCUAUCGCCUAUGGCCACGGUACAUCCGGCGUGUUUCGAGGUUGUGCACCUUCAGCUAUGCCAACCUUGUAUGAGUAUGGCAGCUGGGCCUUCUUGGUUUCGCGUGGAUAUGCAGUGAUCGCGACAGACUAUGCCGGGCUCGGGAACAACUACACAGCCCAUCAAUACCAAGCUUCACCGGCACAAGCUCAUGACUUGUACUACUCUCUUGCUGCAGCUCGCAAGCUGUUUGGGCACGCGCUCACAGCCGAGUGGAUGAGUGUCGGCCACUCCCAAGGAGGUGGAGGAGCUUGGGCUCUUGCGGAGAGCUCUCUACUGCAGAAAAACCCUCUCUCGCUGGGAAAGUACCUUGGUACAGUUGCUCAGGCACCUGGCGUUCGACUCCAAGACAUGGCCCUCGCUGUUAUCCAGAGCUCAUCUUCCAACGUCGCUUCGGCCCGUGGUGUUCUUGCGGAAGUCGGAUGGAUUGUUCUCGGCUUGCGAAGCAUUCUUCCCAACGACCCUCAAACCUGGCUACAACCUAAAUUCCGGAAGCGUCUUGAGCUUGCGGCACUUGCUCAGACAUGCUACGCGUCAAUGAGAUCGUUAGUUGCGGACCUUGAUAUCACUGAUGUGAUCAACAUCUCAGACCCAAGCCUUCACUUUGCCCUUGAGAAAAUGCAAAGCAUCACCGCCAGGGGUGAAGGCAAAAGUCCCCAGCCUCUCUUUAUUGUGCAGGGACUUUCUGAUGUUUCGGUGCUUCCGCAAGUGGUCGAGACCGCAUACAAUGCUAGCUGUCAAUCGGGGAACGAGGUUCACUUACAAACCUAUCCUGGCAUCGACCAUGACCCAGUUAUUUCUGCUUCGGCACCCAGUUUCCUUCAGUGGAUAGACGAUCGCUUCGAAGGGAUCAAGACAACAGGCGGAUGCAGUAACAAGACGAUCCAACCAUUUGACUCUAUCAAUAUGUACGCUCCGAGCGACGCUAGUUAG